Messenger RNA from Mauremys mutica (yellowpond turtle), 5039 nucleotides. RefSeq names its product LARGE xylosyl- and glucuronyltransferase 2 (gene LARGE2). Gene Ontology annotation, biological process: protein O-linked glycosylation via mannose. Lineage: Eukaryota; Metazoa; Chordata; Testudines; Geoemydidae. The coding region runs from base 611 to 2950 and encodes 779 amino acids. Gene Ontology annotation, molecular function: glucuronosyltransferase activity; xylosyltransferase activity. The record is from RefSeq and is a predicted model, not a curated record. The transcript is spliced from 18 exons.
UAGCCUCUUGAAUCGAGCACAGAGCAGCGAGGCGGAUGAAUCGAGCGCGGAGCGGCUGGUCCGCAGCCGGGACUGGGAGGAGGCGAUUUAAAGGGCUGAGAGGGAGCGAGCGCGGCGGCGGCAGCAGCAGCAGCAGGUGAUGGUGAGAUGGGAUGACCCCAAACUUAGCUGGAACUAGAAGUCUCUGUGAUACUGGUGCUAUCCCUGCUCUCUGCCUGCAGAAGCCAUGAACUUGUAACUGGGGAAGCUUCCCCUCAACCAGCGUGUUACCACCAGAUCUGCAGUACAGGAGCCAGCUGCCCUGUCACCUCAGCAUCCUCCAAAGAGACCCCAUCCCCUGGUAUUCCAGUGCAGUGCAUGUGCCAGAGUAUGCAGACUAUCUUGUGUUCCAGCAUCAGGGCGGGAGAGCCAGGGCUGCAAGAGCCAGGAGGGGGAAAGUGGCUGGUCUGAAAGGGAGGAGUGGGACAGGAAGCCCCAGACUGCGCGCUGGGCUGGGAGCUGCUCUGGGAUGACGCGAGGCGAAAGCCAGGCUCUAGGAUGCUGGGGCCAGCUAGGCUAGACCUGCCCACGUGAUCCUCACUGCUUCCAGCCCUCGCCCUGCCUGCCCAUCAUGCUGCGCUCCUGGCGUGGAAAGCUGAAGCUGCUGCUCGCCAUUGCAGUGCUGGUGAUCCUUCUCUCGUGGCUCUGUAUCUUUGUGGGCAGUUCAGAAUAUGGCCGUUCCCUCCUAUUGUCUCCUUGCUUUGGGGACCGGCCGAGCCAGGACCUGGAGCGAGAGGCCUUGGCAUCUCAGGUGCGCAAGGUGGAAGAGGAGAACCUGCAACUGCGCCUGCGGCUUAGCCAGGCUCAGGGGCAAGCUGGGGCUGUGGACGGGAGCGAUGGCAGCCAGCAGUGGGCAGCCUCCUUUGAGGAUGGGGACACCCCAGGGGAUGACAGGAGCAACCGCACAGGCUGCCCCAAGCAGCAGACGGUGCAGAAGUGUGAGCUCCUGCACGUAGCGAUUGUGUGCGCUGGUCACAAUGCGAGCCGAGACGUGGUCACCCUGGUGAAAUCCAUCCUCUUCCACAGGAAGAACCCUCUCCAUUUCCACCUCAUCACGGACUCCGUGGCUCAGCAGAUCCUGCAGACUCUCUUCCAGUCCUGGAUGGUGCCCUCUAUCCACGUUAGCUUCUACAACGCAGAUGAUUUGAAGGCAGGAGCCCCAGAUCCCUUCCUCCCUCAACUGUUCCUCUCCCCCCUUUCUCAGCUUCUCUUUCCAGACUCAGUAUUCCAGGGAAGUGAGCAGCCCCUCAGGGAGGCAGAGGUGUCGUGGAUUCCCAACAAGCAUUACUCUGGGAUUUAUGGGCUGAUGAAGCUGACGCUCACUAAGGCGCUGCCCUCCAACCUCUCCAAGGUCAUUGUCCUGGACACAGACAUCACCUUUGCCACUGACAUUGCUGAGCUGUGGGCCGUCUUCGGGAAGUUCUCUGACAAGCAAGUGAUUGGGCUGGUGGAGAACCAGAGUGACUGGUACCUGGGAAACCUCUGGAAGAACCACAGGCCAUGGCCAGCGCUGGGACGUGGCUUCAACACAGGAGUGAUCCUGCUGCUGCUGGAGCGUCUGCGCCAGAUUGGCUGGGAGCAGAUGUGGCGGCUGACGGCGGAGCGGGAGCUCAUGAGCAUGUUAUCCACCUCGCUGGCAGAUCAGGACAUCUUUAAUGCAGUGAUUAAGCAGAGCCCAGUGCUGGUGUACAAGCUUCCCUGCUUCUGGAACGUGCAGCUGUCCGACCAUACCCUCUCAGAGCAGUGUUACUCAGAGGUCUCUGAUCUUAAGGUGAUCCACUGGAACUCGCCCAAGAAGCUGCGGGUGAAGAACAAGCAUGUGGAGUUCUUCCGGAACCUCUACCUGACCUUCCUGGAGUAUGAUGGGAACCUGCUGCGCAGGGAGCUCUUUGGUUGUGCCAACCUGCCCAGCCCACCCAGAAACCAACUGCAGGAGGCCCUGGAGGAUCUCGAUGAGGAUGACCCCUGCUAUGAUUUCCGCCGGCAGCACCUUAUGCUGCACCGCAUCCACCUGUUCUUCCUGCAGUAUGAGGUCCUGGCCUCGCCUGACCCUGCUGAUGUCACCCUGGUGGCCCAGCUCUCCAUGGACAGGUUACAGAUGCUGGAGGCAAUCUGCAAACACUGGGCAGGCCCCAUCAGCCUGGCGCUGUACAUGUCAGACGCAGAGGCCCAGCAGUUCCUGCGCUAUGCCCAGGGCUCGGAGGUGUUGAGCAGCCGCAGGAAUGUUGCCUACCACAUUGUGUACAAGGAAGGGCAGUUUUACCCUGUCAACCUGCUGCGCAAUGUUGCGCUGACCAAUGCAGAAACACCCUAUGUCUUCCUGACGGACAUUGACUUCCUGCCCAUGUAUGGUCUCUAUGAUUACCUCAGGAACUCCAUCCGGCAGCUGGAGCUGCCCCAGCGGAAGGCAGCACUCAUUGUGCCAGCAUUUGAGACUCUGCGCUACCGUCUUGCCUUCCCCAAGUCCAAAGCGGAGCUGCUCUCCAUGCUGGACAUGGGCUCCCUCUACACCUUCAGGUACCAUGUGUGGCCAAAGGGCCAUGCCCCAACUGACUAUGCCAAGUGGCGGACAGCCACGGUGCCAUACCGUGUGGAGUGGCAGCCGGACUUUGAGCCUUACGUUGUAGUGAGGCGUGACUGCCCCCAGUAUGACCAGAGAUUCGUGGGCUUUGGUUGGAACAAGGUGUCCCAUAUCAUGGAGCUUGAUGCCCAGGAGUACGAGCUGCUGGUCCUCCCCAAUGCCUUCAUGAUCCACAUGCCUCACGCUCCCAGCUUUGACAUCUCCAAGUUCCGCUUGAGCGCUGGCUACCGGGACUGCCUGCAGACGCUGCGGGAGGAGUUCCACCAGGACCUGUCGCGUAGGUAUGGCGCCGCCGCACUCAAAUACCUCACUGCCGAGAGGAGCCUGUGAUGCCGAGGGACAGCGUGGUGGUGGGCUGGAGGGGGAAGGGCACAGACCACUUCCUUCCUACGCGGCUCACUGCCUGAAACGGAUCAAACCUGCAGCACAGUUUCCUCAUCACAGGAACAGUAGAUCCCACUAGGGAUAGAAAGAAUCAAGAGAAAGGAGCAGUUUAAGAACCAAGAGCCCCUAAGUGGCUGAGGGAGCAGAGCCUCAGGGCUGAGGGUUUCCUCACAGCAGCUGAAAGCCUCACCCAGAGACAGGACAACAUUGCUAAUCUCCCAGCAAGGGGGUUACCUGGAGCCUAUUUCUUACUUCAAGGGCCAGGGUGGGAUUGGUCCCUAUUGUUCAGUUUCCAGAGCUUUGGCCACUGUGAAUGACCCCACUGAUGGGGCUCCCAUGCAGUCCCCUGGGGCACUUGCCAGAAAGCUUUACCUGACGUUCUGCAAGAUGCUCCCUUGCUUGGUUUCAUUAGCUCCUCCCCUGUGCACCCUCUGGGCUUUGCCUCCUUCCAGGCCCUGCAGUUACUGCUGUCGGGUGUAGCUUAGCCCUGCAAGACAGGCUGAACUUAGUUCUUAAUUUCUUCUGAUGAACCCCCCUGUUUGUGAUUGUCUGAACUCUUUCCCUGUGCCUAGAGGGGACUGAAGCACCCCCAUGUUUCCCCAAGGGGACCGUGGCCUACAGAAUUGGUCUCUUAGGGCUUGCCUACACUGCUGUGAAACACGCUCAGCUGGAGCGGGGUGCAGGGCUAUAAAACUGCAGUGUAGACGUUGGGGGUCAGGCUGGAGCUGAGGCUCUGUGACCCUUCCUGCUUGUUUUGCAGGUGGCUGUAUGUGCACAAGUGUGCCCAUCUUUUGCUGGCUGAGGGUCUGUACACAACACCUGACAGCUAAGAUCCCUGCAUAGGCACUGCCUCUGGCCAGCCUAUACCAUUAACCUUCAUGGCCAUCUUCCCCCAGAGGAGGGGAAGUCCUGUCCCUCUUCCCCAUGCUGUCUGGACGGGAUUUCAGGCUGCUGCCACUUGGUGUCACAUCCCCGGAUUCUCCUGCACGUGGCUAGUGAGGGUUGGUGCUGCAGGUCUGAGGCCCUGGUCAGCUGCUGGGGUUAACAGCAGGUUUCGUUCUGGUCUGUGCUUUGGAGCUGAGCGAGUAUUGGAUGUAUUGCCAAAUUGUGGUGCCUGUUGUGAUAAAACCAUCCUGUCCCUGCCACUCUGGGAGUAGGUAAAAUUGUCCCCUGGUAGCCACUACCUGCUCGGAGAAACCUCUCAGGGGGUCACUUCCAAGUCUCAGAAGGAAAGAGCCUGAAUCUCAGUAAUACUGACACUGACAAUCAGGGACACAGUUGACAUUGUAGCUGGAAGCCAUGGUCAGAGCCUGUGCUGGGAGCAGCUUCGGCCAGGUGCUUUUCCACAGUCGUCACACACUGGAGCACAGAGGCACAUUUGCUUUCCUCACUCUCUAUUUAAGUUAUUUAAGAUGAUUUCCUCACAGGGUGUAAAUGAUUAGGAGGGCCUGGGGUUUUUAGCUUUUCUCUUCCUUGCUGAUGGUUCUGAAGUAUCUUCAGGCCCGUCAUUGCUCGAUUCUGCUCUUCACUUCCUGGCAUUAAUCUGAACCACAAGAGCCGCCACCGUGCUGGGAACGAAACAUUCCGGCCAGGCCCAGGGGCCGUUGUCCUGCACUCUUUGUAUGGAAAAGGCACAAGUGUCUCUGGUAAUUUUUAAUUAAAGCUUUUUUUAAAAUUCUUUUUCAAACCCUGGGAAGCCAUGUGGUUAUUUUGUCACAUUCUGUCUGAUCCUGGGGUUAGGCAGGGCUUAUAGGCAGGUAGGAAAUGAGGGCAAGGUCACUUCCCCAGGAGAGAGGGUUGUGUGAGGAGCUGAUACUGCGUCACAAGCUUGUGGAGGGAUGGCAAGUACAGUGUGGGGAUUUAAAGGGUUGGGGGCAGCAGUGACAACAAGCUGUAGAAAUGUCAGCUCCACCGAGCAAGACAGAACUCAUCCCCUACCCAGCCCUGGACCCUUUGGCAUUUACUAACACGAGGGAGAUCAGUUCAUGGUCUACCAAAGUGUUGUGGUGGUGGGUGGCUGCUGUUAUGCUUUGGC